Messenger RNA from Owenia fusiformis, 2118 nucleotides. The record is from the annotation of a GenBank genome assembly. Lineage: Eukaryota; Metazoa; Annelida; Polychaeta; Sabellida; Oweniidae.
CAGGAUGCAUCAGUGACACGUCGCCAUGUUUGUUUUGAUUUUUUAAACUUUUCUAAAUUUUCUACAAAUGAUUGAAUAUAUCAUUUUAUGGAGUAGGUGAGAGUAUGAUAACUUGACAAGAUGUUACACAGACGUAAUGGAUCCAUGGGAAACACAAUCCUUUUUAUUUGCAUCGGAGGAUUCUUCAUAUUUGGCAUUUACAGCUACCACAAUGUUCAUACUCGAUUGAAGGAAACAGAAAUGCGUGCCGAGAAAAAUAAGCAGCAACACGAUUCAAUAUCUGCUCAAUUACAAGUUGUUUAUGAGAACAAGGCCCGCCUUGAGAAGUCUAUCACUCAAGAAAAAGCUGACCACAAAAGAACUAGAGAAGAUCUUAACGCUAAUAUAGAAGAAAUCAAACGCAAGUAUGAAAGAGAUAGACAAGAGAUGAACAACAGGUAUGAGUCACUACAGCAGGAAAAUAAACUUCUUAAGGGCCAGCAUGAAGACCUGCAGCUUGACUACAACAAGCUACAAGACAGUCAUACUAAACUUAGGGAAGACCAUCAGAAUAUCCAGGAGAAGCAACAUCUAGAAUACCAAACUCUUAAACAGGAGAAAGAAAUAGAAAUAUCAGGCCUGAAAGACCAGCUUGCAGAUCUGCAACGAAGGUAUUCAGGUGUCCAGUCCAAGUUAAAUGAACAGAGUUUGCUCAACCAGAACAACCAGCACCAGGCUCAGGCUGCAGAAGGAAAGAUAAACGAGCUUACAAACACAGUUCGUCAGCUACAGGCUCAGAUCCAAGGCUUCAAGAGUCAACAGCAGCAACAGCUGCUCCAACAACAGCAGGGCAACCAACAGCUAGUAAAUCAACAGCAGCAACAAGUGAACCAACAUGUAGAUCAACAGCAACAACAAGUUAAUCAGCAACAGCAAGUUAAUCAACAACAACAAGUUAAUCAACAACAACAAAAUAAUCAACAACAGCAAGUAAACCAACAACAGCCAAUUAUUCAUCAACAACAGCAGCAGCAGCAACCUGUUAUUAACCAACAAGUAAUGAGGGGAGAACAACAGCAAAAACAAGUGAUAGGUAAAAAUACUCAACUUAAUCAAGAACAAUUGAAAAAAGAACAAAAUUUUAAUCAAUUAGGUUUGCAGCAGCAGGAUUUACAGCAGCAACAACAGAAAAUUUUACAAAAACUACAAGAACAAAACAUAGUAAAUAAUCAACUAGAAGAAGAUGAUUUAGAACAACAAUACAUAGAUAAACAAAAACAACGUCAAAAAUUAGAUUUAGAUCAACAAGCAGAUCAAGUGUUGCAAGAGCAUGGUGGUGGUAAUAGAGGUGCCAGGAGUGCUGAAAGGCUUUUAGACAACAACAUUCUUCAACAACAACAGCAAGAACAUGGGGAGGAAGUCCAACAGAUGCAACAGCAGCCUCCCAAUGACAAACAACAAGAACAACAAGAGUUAAUUAAAGAACAACAACAAGAACUUUUGCAGCAAAAACAAGUAGUAGGAGGAGAAGCAUUAGCCGAAAGAGUUGACCCUCAACAGGUCCAACAGAACCAAGUUAUUCCUCCUGACUUUAAGGAAGAUAAAAAAGAAAAACAAGGUAGGCAGUUAGAGGUAAAGAAGUCUACAAGUAGAGAGUUGCUACAAGAGAAUGGUGGUGGUCAUGGGAAUGGUCUCCUUCGACAACACAGGGCCUCUAAUCUUGAAUCACAGGAUGGUGUUGGUAUACCACAAGCCAAAGCACCUAACUUAGAUUUACAUGGUGGAGGAGAAGGGUAUGAUAAGAAUGAGGGACCAAAACUAGCACAUAUUAAUGAAGUUCUUGAUCCUGCAGGAAAUCCCCCAGAUGUAAAGGACAAUGACAAAGUAAUGGAUCAAGCUGAGUCUGUGCAGAAAGAUGAUGCUUUAAAUCAAAUAGAUAGACCAGUAAAUGAAAAUGAACAAGAAAAUGUUAAAGGUGAUGAUGAUACUAAAAAGGCUGCUGUGGAUGUUGCUCAGCAACCAGUUAUAGAAGUACCACAUAAUAAACUAGCUGAUGUUAAAAAUAAUGAAGAUCGUGAUAACGGUGAUGAAAAACCAAACAUGAUGGAAGCAAUAAGACAUAGGAAUGACAUAAAAUAG